This is a messenger RNA of Rosa chinensis, 1408 nucleotides long. RefSeq names its product 2-oxoglutarate-Fe(II) type oxidoreductase hxnY. The coding region runs from base 29 to 1141 and encodes 370 amino acids. The record is from RefSeq and is a predicted model, not a curated record. NCBI's taxonomy places the organism in Eukaryota, Viridiplantae, Streptophyta, Magnoliopsida, Rosales, Rosaceae. The transcript is spliced from 11 exons.
CAAACGUGGACUAAACUUGAGGAAGGAGAUGGCGGAGGGUCUGAAGCUACCUAUCAUAGACUUGUCCUCACCGGACCGCACCUCCUCCGCCAGAUUAAUCCGUCAGGCUUGCAUGGAGUGUGGUUUCUUUUACUUGGUGAAUCAUGGUGUUGAGGAAGAGUUACUUGGCCGAGUGUUUGAUCAGAGCAGUAAGUUUUUUUCACUUCCUUUGGAAGUUAAGUCCAAAUUGGCGCGCAAACAAAACAGAGGCUACACAGCGCUCUUUGCUGAGAACCUUGACCCCACUGCCAGCUCCAAAGGUGAUUCAAAAGAGAGUUUUUACAUUGGCCCUUUAGAAGACGCAACUCAAAAUAAGUUGAAUCAAUGGCCUUCAGAAGAUAUCCUUCCAUCCUGGAGACCUACAAUGGAAUCCUACUAUAAAAAAGUUCUUUCAACUGGGAAAAGAUUAUUAUCUCUGAUUGCCCUGGCUUUGAACCUGGAUGAGGAUUUUUUUGAGAAAGUGGGGGGUCUGAAUAAACACACAGCACUUCUUCGCCUUUUGCACUACCCAGGUCAACUGGGAUCAUCUGAUGAAGAAGUACUUGGUGCUUCUGCUCAUUCAGAUUAUGGAACAGUCACACUCCUGGCAUCCAAUGGUGUCCCAGGACUUCAGGUUUGUAGGGAAAAAUCUAAGCAACCACGGGUUUGGGAAGACGUUAUUCACAUAGAUGGAGCAUUCAUUGUUAACAUUGGGGAUUUGAUGGAGAGGUGGACUAAUUGUUUGUUCCAGUCAACGGUGCACAGAGUUAUACCAGCAGGACAAGAACGCUACUCUGUGGCUUUCUUCUUAGACCCCAAUGAAGACUCUCUGGUAGAAUGCCUGGCAAGUUGUUGCAAUGAAUCAUUGCCGCCAAGGUGUAACAACUAUCCAUUGCAAGGAAUUCGGACCUUACAGAUAAAUGCUCAAUACCCAAGUAGGCUUACAACGUUGAUUAUAAUCAAGUGCUUUAUGGGUCGUCUCAGACCUUGCAAUUGGUGGACCAUGUUAGUGAAGUUACCAUUCAAUAGAGUUCUAGUUCUUUUUUCGACUAAACCAAGAAACAGAUACUAUACCUCUAAUUUAAGUGAUACUAAAUCUCUGUUACAAGUUACAACGAACUAGUUAUGCAUAUGUUAGAGUUGUUUUCAUGGCUUUGUUGCUGCAAUCUAAGUUGAAAGGUUUUCAGCUAUUUUCUUUAGUUCAGAUGUUAGCUUAUUUCGAUAUCGAUAUUAGAACAUGACGGAAAGCUUUCCUCAAAAUUAUUUUGGUUGUAAAUGUCAUUAAAUAAGAACUACAUACUUACUUUUUUUUUUCUUUUUCCCUUUUGCUUCUCCCAUUUGGUUUUUUCUAAUUCAGUUGCAUUGGAGAUGUGAUAUCUAACAAGUUUUU